Molecule: messenger RNA, 1836 nt
Organism: Dichotomopilus funicola
Lineage: Eukaryota; Fungi; Ascomycota; Sordariomycetes; Sordariales; Chaetomiaceae
Exons: 5
Coding region: 1-1836 (611 amino acids)
Source: RefSeq, a predicted model, not a curated record
AUGGGGACGCCCCCGCCUCCCGGCCAGGUCUUUGCGUUUUUUGUCAACUUCUUCUUUCCCGCGCUAGCACUCGUCAUCGUCUGCAUUCGCGUGGCCGGCCGGUUAGUGGCGAGGCAGUUCGCCGCGGAUGACUGGCUUGUAUGUGUCGCCAUGUUCAUGUCGGUGGCGGAGACUGUCAUUAGCUUUUUUUUUAUCAAGACCAACUUCAUCGGCAUCCCAGCGGAAAAGAUUCCACCCCAUGACCCAACGGAGGGUCUGAUAUGGUCUUACGCCGUCCAGAUUCUGUACAACCCCAUCCUCGCCUUGGUCAAGUCGUCGGUCUUGAUUUUCCUCUCUCGGAUCUUCGGUCAGAAGGACUGGGUCCGGCGGUUCUUGCUAUGGCUCAAUGUCGUCAACAUCUCCCAGAUGGUCGGUGUGUUCUUUGCUAUCAUUCUGCAAUGCACGCCAGUUGCGUUCAACUGGGACCUUACCAUUCCGGGUGGCCAUUGUGUUGAUCGUCGGGUGUUAUAUCUGCUCACCGCGGCGUUCAACAUCCUGACGGAUAUCUUGAUCAUGGGGUUACCGGUGUGGAUCUUUUGGGGGCUCCGGAUACCGAAGCGCACCAAGAUCGCGCUGUUGGUUAUAUUUGCCCUUGGUCUCUUGGUGACUAUUACAUCGAUUGUCCGCAUGAUCCUGCUAGUUCAGGGGCUCUUCAGCAUUCCCAUAUUUCCCAACUCCUCCAACAACGUUGGGUUCGUCAUCUCAGCCGUCGAAACAAACCUCGCGCUCAUCACCGCCUCGGCGCCAGCUCUCCGUCCCAUCUUCCGUUCACGCGAACGCGGCGGUUGGUUCGCUCGUAGCGUCAUGGCUACUAACCGAAAUAACACCACCACCACUCGUGACCCGGAGAUGGGCCAGAAGUCCAUCGGCUGGGACCGUGAAGCGAUGUCCAUCGUCAAUAGCGGUGUCGGUGCAAGUAAAUUUGGUCGGGGCGGCAGCCGGGGCGGACGGAAAGGGAGAAGCGGCCGUUUUCACAUGGGACGGGGCGGGAACCGGAGCCCGCUGCGUGGCAGCAAGAUCAAACCCACGAUCGUGCGUAUCCGUUCCACAACGAACGGCGGCGACCGUGCCGGGCUGGCUGAACUGCGGAGUUCACCACGGUCAAGCGAGGAACAGACCAUGACUAGCAACGGCAUCAUGCGUGUGAGUGAUAUCCAGCGCGAGAUUGAUGGCAUCGUGAAAGACAUUGCCGUGGCCGGCACAGGGCGGUACACUGGUGCGGCCCGCGCCAAUAUCCCCCGUACACCACCUUCACAACCACCGCGAACAUCCCCACGCACACCACCACCGCCACGAACACCGCGCGGGACCUUCCAGCCCCCCCGGACGCCACGAACACCACGCACACCGCGGUCACCACCACGAGGAGCCACAGCAACAACAACUACAACAACAACCCCAAUGGCACCGAUGGUCCGUUCCAGACCAUCCAUGGAAACCAUCACCGUCGGCGCAACCAUGAUCACGCCACUUCCCCCUCGGCCAAGUACCGACGGCGGGGACGCUGUCCGACCCUCACGCACUCCCUCCCAAUCCCAAUCCCAAUCUCAACCUCGCACCCGGUCAAGAUCCGGAUCACAGUCACAACAAUCCCGCCCCGCACUGCUAGCCGAACGGUAUUACAGCGCGAGUAUCUACCCCGAGCAAGGGAUGAUGGACUCGGAUGGGGAUGAUGAUGGUGACGACGUUGAUGACAGGGUGUCGCGGUAUUUGGACCGGCGGUUUGGGGUCGUUACGCCGCGGAGUGGGAGGACUCCGACCGUUAGGGGGUGGGAGGGGAGUGGGAGGCCGUUUUAG